Messenger RNA from Yarrowia lipolytica CLIB122, 1113 nucleotides. RefSeq lists its product as uncharacterized. Lineage: Eukaryota; Fungi; Ascomycota; Dipodascomycetes; Dipodascales. Gene Ontology annotation, molecular function: damaged DNA binding; single-stranded DNA binding. Gene Ontology annotation, cellular component: nucleus; ERCC4-ERCC1 complex; nucleotide-excision repair factor 1 complex. Gene Ontology annotation, biological process: mitotic recombination; UV-damage excision repair. The record is from RefSeq and is a predicted model, not a curated record.
AUGUCAGGACAAAAACGCGACAUUGCGGCAAUUCUAAAGGGCGUGGCGGAGUACCAGGGUAUUAAGAAGUCCGCCGUUGAGGGUUCAAGCGGUAACGGGGCUCCGAAAGACCCCGCACCAUCUUCUACUGUAGCCGCCACUUCUACCUCAGCUUCAACCCGUUCAACAACUCCUCCACCGAAGCCAACCCCGCCACAAGUCAGUCCGCUGCGAAAACGCGUGCCACCAGCGAUCCCUCAGCCCAGAAUUGUGCGCCCGGCGGGGUACAAAGAGCAUACUCCAGCCGCAACUAAAUCUACAUCUACAACUACAUCGUCUGUUCCAGUAUCUAGGAUAACAGCUACACCUCCAGCUCCUCAACCGGUGAACACCCGGCAAAACAACAAUGAAAUAUCGCUGGAGGCGUCAAUCCAACAAGCCAGAGAAAACAUCAAACGAGCUGAAGCCGCUGCUGUGGCUGAACCCACGGCUCCUGUGGUAUCGCGUCAACGCCGUAUCCCAGCCAUUCUCGUGAACAAAAACCAGCGAGGAAACAAAGUGCUGGACUACAUCAAGGACGUGCCAUGGGAGUAUGGCGCGGGCGAUAUGGUGGCGGACUACGUGACAGGGUCGACGUCGUGUGUGCUAUUCUUGUCCAUCAAGUACCACUCGAUUAAACCAGAAUACAUCUACCGUAAGAUCGCCAAGUUGCAGAAACAGCAGUUUGACCUGAAAGUGUUGCUGGUAAUGAUUGACAAGGAGAAUCACGAGGCUGCUAUCAGAGAACUCACACGGGCUUCCAUGAGACACGAUCUGGCCAUUCUUGUGGCAUGGAGUAACGAGGACUGUGGUAACUACAUCAGCAAGCUCAAAAGUCUGGAGACAGCCACAGUCAAGCUCAUUGAGGGAAGCAAAAGCAAGGACUACACCUCUCGAUUAGCUGACGUGUUGAGCAAUGUCAAGCUGAACAAGAGUGAUGCUCUCAAUCUCAGCACGACGUACAAGAGCUUGAAGAAUGCCAUUUUGGACGAUUCUGAACGAAUUUCUGAGAUCAACGGCUUUGGCCCGACCAAGGUGAAGAGAUGGAAUCAGACGAUGCGAGAUCCUUUUAUUUAUAAACCGACUGCGGAGUGA